Zingiber officinale is the source of this 921-nucleotide messenger RNA. RefSeq names its product cyclin-B2-2-like. The record is from RefSeq and is a predicted model, not a curated record. Lineage: Eukaryota; Viridiplantae; Streptophyta; Magnoliopsida; Zingiberales; Zingiberaceae. Gene Ontology annotation, cellular component: nucleus; cytoplasm; centrosome. The transcript has 7 exons. Gene Ontology annotation, molecular function: cyclin-dependent protein serine/threonine kinase regulator activity. Gene Ontology annotation, biological process: mitotic cell cycle phase transition; regulation of cyclin-dependent protein serine/threonine kinase activity. Bases 1 to 921 code for a protein of 306 amino acids.
AUGGGGAUUACCAUGAUGAAAUCAGCGAGUUUCUUUACUCCUACCUGUUUUCUCCCCCUUCAAAUGAAAAAGAAACAACCACCAGAUAUUGGAACUGGAAGAUCACAGCAUGAGAGGGAUGGAGUGGAUAUCGAUAUGAUCGCUUGCAUUAAUGGAGAGUUGGCAGAAGAACUGCAUCACAUCGCCCUUACGGAUGUCCCUACGGAUGUCACUACGGAUGGGGAAAUUUCAGACAACGAUAGCUGUGAUGCCGACGAUCAACUUCCAGUCCUUGAAUACGCAGAAGAGUUAUUCGAAUUCUACCUGAAGAUUGAGGUCAAAAGCUGUGUAGACAUUAAUUACAUGUCUUACCAACAUCACAUCGAUGAAGACAUGAGAGCUUCGGUCAUUAACUCCCUGAUAAAGGUCCAUUACAGCUUUGAGGACUUGGGAGAUGAGACACUUUAUUUGGCAGUUAACAUUCUUGAUAGAUUUUUGGAAAAAAGGGCAAUUCGACGAGACAGGUUUCAGCUUUUGGGAAUUGCAGCCCUUCUCGUUGCUUGGAAAUAUGAGGAAGAUAUCGUAGGUCCUGAUGUGAACGACUUACUUGACUUAUCUGGCCAAGCUUAUACCCGUGAUGACAUCUUUAAAAUGGAAAAAUUGAUAUUGGAAACGUUGGAAUAUGAACUUACCGUGCCAACUCCUUGUGUUUACGUGAAAAGAUUUCUCGAGGCAGCUGAGUCUGAUAAAAUGCCAAGGAUGGAGGUGCUUUCCUAUUUCAUCCUAGAGCUUUCUCUACUUGAGUACGAAAUGCUCAAGUUCAAACCUUCCAUGCUUGCUGCCGCUGCAAUAUACACUGCACAAUGUACUCUUCGAGGGAUCAAGUAUUGGACUAAAUCCUGUGAGAUGCACACUAAAUAUUCAGAAUACCAACUCUUGUGA